This is a messenger RNA of Hevea brasiliensis (rubber tree), 1172 nucleotides long. RefSeq names its product aquaporin SIP1-2. Bases 289 to 1008 code for a protein of 239 amino acids. Gene Ontology annotation, biological process: transmembrane transport. Gene Ontology annotation, cellular component: membrane. The transcript is spliced from 3 exons. The record is from RefSeq and is a predicted model, not a curated record. Gene Ontology annotation, molecular function: water channel activity. Lineage: Eukaryota; Viridiplantae; Streptophyta; Magnoliopsida; Malpighiales; Euphorbiaceae.
AACUCCACAGGAAAUUUGGAAACAGAAGAAGCUUAUCCCUUCUCUGAUUGGGUAAAUCACAAACACUACAUUUCCAUCUUUCCCUGUAAUUUUUUAGAGCUUUAAUCCAAACAAAAUUCAAAAGGAAAAGACGUCCACUUUCCCAGUUACUGCCAAAACUCGCGCAAAAUUCCAGGCCAACUAAACGCCACCAUUCUCUCUUCACUAGAUACCCAGCUGUAGCUUCAUUUACUUGAACAUACCUUGCAUCGCUAUCAAACCCAAAGAGGAAAACUUUAGGAAUUUGCGAUGGGGGCUAUAAAGGCGGCUAUUGGUGAUGCAGUGCUGACUUUUAUGUGGGUCUUCUGCUCGUCAAUGUUUGGUUUGUUUACCAGCCUCAUAGCCACCGCUCUCGGCGUUCAGCACCUGUUCUGGGCAUCUAUGUUUAUCACUACCGUUCUAUUUUUUAUCUUUUUUUUCUUGUUUGGUUUGAUCGCUGAGUUCUUUGGUGGAGCUAGUUUUAAUCCCACUGGUACUGCUUCUUUCUAUGCUGCUGGCUUUGGUGGGGAUAAUCUCUUUUCCAUGGCUCUCAGAUUCCCUGCUCAGGCAGCAGGUGCCGUGGGUGGUGCAUUGGCGAUUUUGGAGGUGAUGCCACCACAGUAUAAGCACAUGCUUGGAGGCCCUACUUUGAAAGUUGACUUGCAUACAGGAGCCAUUGCCGAGGGGUUGUUGACAUUUUUAAUUAGCUUUGCUGUUCUUAUAAUUUUCCUUAGGGGCCCUUGUAACUCGAUAGUGCAAAAUUGGUUGCUUGCUGUUGUGACUGUAACAUUGGUUGUUACAGGUUCCAAAUACACUGGGCCUUCCAUGAAUCCUGCUAAUGCUUUUGGGUGGGCAUAUGUAAACAAAUGGCAUGAUACAUGGGAACAAUUCUACGUUUAUUGGAUUUGCCCCUUCAUAGGAGCAAUAUUGGCUGCUUGGGUCUUUCGCCUGGUCUUCCCCCCACCAGCACCAAAACAGAAGGAAGCCUGAAAAUGUACGGUUAGCUCAUUUUAAUUACAUAAUAGAGAAGUUAGGUGUCAAGUGUAAUGAAAUAUUUUACUCUUCCCUUUGACUCUUAAUGUUUGGAUCAUCUUCAGUUAAGUUGCUUGUACUGAUGGCAAUUGGCAAAUCUUUCCCAUCUUUCUCCCCUCUCA